Molecule: messenger RNA, 1119 nt
Organism: Yarrowia lipolytica CLIB122
Lineage: Eukaryota; Fungi; Ascomycota; Dipodascomycetes; Dipodascales
Cellular component (GO): cytoplasm
Molecular function (GO): 2-oxoglutarate-dependent dioxygenase activity
Source: RefSeq, a predicted model, not a curated record
AUGGCUCCCACAAUUGAAACCUCUACCCAGGCUACCUCCCUCCCAUCCUCCAAGACCGGUUACGGUGCCAACUUGAAGAAGCAGCCUCUUAAGUACUCGGGUUCUCUUGAUAAGUAUGACCACUUUGAGGUCACCCCUAACAUUGGAGAGGAGUUCUCCAGUGUUCAGCUUAGCUCUCUUCUCGAGUCUGAUGACUUCGAGACUCUUGUGAGAGACCUGGCUAUUCUCGUUGCUGAGCGAGGUGUUGUCUUUUUCCGAAACCAGGACAUCAACGACGAGCAGCAGAAGAAGCUUGGUGAGCUUCUGGGCCACCUGACUGGUAAGCCCAAGGAGUCUGGCCUUCACGUCCAUCCCACUGAGGCCCCCUCUUCUGAGACUGGCCAGGAGGUUCUCAUUCUUCAGCCUGAUCAGGGUGUCCUGAACCAGAAGUUCCUGCAGACCUCCACCCGAGCUGCUAAGAACUGGCACACCGACAUCACCUUUGAGAAGGUUCCUUCUGACUAUGCCAUCCUCAAGAUCAUCAAGAAGCCCAGCUCUGGAGGUGGCGACACCCUUUGGGCCUCUGGAUACGCUGCCUACGAGAAGCUGUCCCCCACUUACCAGAAGAUCCUUGAGUCUCUGACUGCCCACCACUCUGGUCAGCACUUCCACGCUGUUGCCAAGCAGUCUGGUCACGGUAUCGUCACCACUCCUCGAGGUCAUCCCCUGAACUCUGGCGAUGAUCUCUACGCCGACCACCCCAUCAUCCGAACCAACCCCGUCACCGGAUGGAAGUCUCUGUACGUCAACCCCAUCUUCACCGAGUCCAUCAAUGGCCUUGGCUGGGACGAGUCUCGAUCCAUCCUUGAUUUCCUCAACCAGAACCUCAAGGAGAACCACGACAUCCAUGUCCGUUUCCGAUGGAACGACAACGAUGUGGCCAUCUGGGACAACCGAUCCACUUACCAUACCGCCACCUACGACUACUCCACUACCGACCGACUUGGCCACCGAGUUCUGUCUUGCGGUGAGGUUCCUUACCUUGAUGAGAACUCGAUUUCUCGAACUGAGGCUCUGAAGGCUGACCUCGAGGCUGCUGAUGCCACUGCUUCCAAGCUGUCCCAGUUGAAUGUCAACUAG